This is a messenger RNA of Amoebophrya sp. A120, 1627 nucleotides long. NCBI's taxonomy places the organism in Eukaryota, Dinophyceae, Syndiniales, Amoebophryaceae. The record is from the annotation of a GenBank genome assembly.
CUCGGAACGCGCACUAUUGGAACAUGAAACGAGAACGACGUCGUAAAAAUUGAGAAAAAUCUGUCGUGCGUUGCUUGAUGAUAAAAAUCGUCAUGACUUUCGUGUCGUUGUUGUAGGAUGAACAAAAACAAUACUUUUACUUAUUGCAUUUAUCGUUAUCACUUGUCGUCCUUGUACCACCUAAAAUAAAAUCCGCAUGGGUGCAAAUAUCUUCGGCUUUUUCAUCCCAAGCUACAGGCUGUACCACAGGCACCCCCUGACGACGACCCUGAGAACAUUUAUAUAUUGCAGCGCAAAAGCAUACGUCGCUCUGCAAUACUUACAACAACCAGAAGUAUUAAAGCACCUGUUUUAUUGCAGCUGCCCCUUCUUUUUUCUGCAGUUUUUCUUUUUUUUAAAAUUCAGCACUCACCCCCCUCUGGAUUCGUUUCUUCCGGCGUCAAGUCCAGGAAGAUGUACUAUUUAGAUUUAUUCGUCUUCUCGUACAACUAGAAUUCCGCUAGAGAAAAAUAACUAUUUUUAUCGGGCGUUUUUUUUUCAGUCACAGUCAGUUGAAUAAAAUAAGAUGAUGUCCUCCACCUCUCGCUUUUUUGACAGUGUAGUUCCUCGCACUCGUCAAAGGAGGAUGCUGAUCCGCCUUCAACUAGUGGUACUCUUUCAUCAUGAUCUUCUUGGACAUAAUUCCUAUGGCCCACGAGGAGCUGAAGAUGGUGUAAUAAAACCUUCAGUCGCUCACGCCUUGUCCUUCACCGUGCAGAGAUCGAGCAAGGAGCACAGAAUGAUCGGUAUUAAAAAGCAAGUAUGCAUUGCAAAAGUAUCGUACUAGUAUCCAUCGAAGACUUACAGGAUCUAACGGAAGCUUUAGUGGCCCAGAAAGCGCACUUUUUCGCGGACGCGAUGAGUUUAGAAUCCCAAAAAGACGUGCAACAGAAAGUCUUAACUAGCGGAAUGGACGAAGAGCAAUAUCCGAUAUCAUUGUUGCAAGCGCGGUGUGCCGGGGUGGCGACAUCAAAACGGAGGACGAAAGGGGCCGCGGGGAGAAAGGUCGCCGGGGGGAAAAAGAUAGUCGCGCAGAAGCAAGGAACAAAGUCAACGUUGCAGCGAAAAAAGAGUGCCGCCGCUGCUGUCCCACUGCCGGUUCCGAAGCCACCGAGCCCCACCAGCUCCAAGCCACCCAGCCCCACAGGCUCCAAGCCCCCCAGUCCCACCACGUCCAAGCCUCCCAGCCCGAGCUCCAGUCCCAGAGGGCAGAAAUGAGGGCCGCAGGAGGUCCUUCACACUACAGUGUCUGACGCGUUGUUAAUUUUCCACGACGGUGUUUAUUUUCGUGUAGAAAAACUUUUUCAAAAAUUCAGGAUUUUUUUGAAAAUCGAGAUCGUAGUCGUUUUUGUGCCUGAUAACAUCCUAAGUUAGUAGUACCAAUCCGAAACCGAAUAUGACGUCGGAAUUGUUUUAUAAGAGUAAACUUCUAUUUGGAUUUUACGAGUAAAGGUCUUGGGAACCCCUCGACUUUGCAUACUCUAAGCACUCACCCCCCCCUCGCCAGAAGUACUCGAUGAAGUUCAUUUCAGAGACUCAUCCUCAACUGGAAAGCGAACAAUUGUAUCUGUGUCGCCAUUCAUCAAAU